AAAAUAAAGUCAAUAAGCAUAGUAAAUACCAUUCAGAUUGGCUGAAGCUUCAUGAAAGUGACCGCUGUGCAACAAAACGUGACAAUUCCAAAGGAUUUAAGGUGGCUGAACACGGUGGCCAUGACGAGAGGAAGGUAAAUACCUGCAACAGAGACAUUGAUAAACAAUACAGAUAUCGUUCAGGGUCUGUCUCGGUUUCUGAAGCAAUCUAUAAUCGAUACAAUGCAGUAUUGAAGCGCGUAGAGGAUUUAUCGUCUUCAGCAGUUACGGAAAAAGAAACACAUAAAGUCAACCCUCCACGUAUAUUCGGUGGCGCAUCCAGCAAUAGUAAUCCGAGCUCAAAUACAACGCAGGACACAGUCAUACCGCCAUACAAGACCGAUGUACCUGCCAAGCCCCAGCAUCAGCCAAGUUUUUAUCUGGAACCAGAAAAAAACUGUGGCCAUUUUGAACCGAAUUCUGCAGCAAAGCCCGUUCUUAAAUUUUUCGAAGAGCCACAUCCGGAUUCAGUGACUCAAUGGAGAGCAGUGCCACUACUAGAGUCGAUAUCUGAAUCCUCGAACUGUUCGCACUGUACGUUCACUCUACCAUCUAAAACCCACACUUUUAGUCAGAAAGAAAAAUCAUUUACCCGUUGCCAUUUGCCCAAAAGACCUAUUAUAGUAGUGGCCUCGGGGAAAGGAGGUCCAGGGCCACACUUGAAGAAUGGCCCCAAGCCGAAGAGUACAGUAAUUGAUCGUCCCGUCCAUUCCGCAUUAAAGGCCAAACCGAAGUGGUAUAAAAGAAUCGAUAUUAAGGGGAAAAAACCAGAAAAAGCCCCUUUCGAUUCCCAAUUUGUGCAACCGUAUUUACAGACGGAGAACCUUCAGGAUUCUUCCUGCUCAUAUCCCAUACGGGCAGAUCACGAGAGUUAUUCCUUUGAUCUUGGGUUAAUAUCUGCAAUAUCGAAGCAGCUACCCGAGCCGAAGAAUACAGUAAUUGAUCCUCGCAGCUAUUCCCCAUCAAAGACCAAACAUAAGUGGUUUAAACGAAUCGAUAUCAAGGGGAAAAGCCAAGACAAGUCCCGUCUCGAUUCCCAGUUUUUACAGCCCUCGUGCUCAUAUCCCACACAGGCGGAUCCCGAGAGGCAUCCUUCCGAAUUUGGGUUAAUAUCUGCCAUAUCCAAGCAGUUGUUCGAGCUGAACAAGAAAUUGGAUAGAUUGAAAAUCAUGAAGAUAUUCGAUAUACGCAAUCAUAUGGAUUCCCUCAUCGCCAAUGUCAAAUCGCUCAAUCGGGAGUUUCAGGACAAGCAAAUGGAUGCAAAGAGGCCAGCUGAGCUAAAGAAAAUGUCAAAUCAGAAAAACUCGAAACUUAAGGAUCGUUCAUCGAGUCAUUGCGUGUUCUGUAAGGACAAGAAUCUACCAAUUCUGAACAGUUUUCACCGCGAGCUUAUCGAGCUGAUUGGCGGCCUCAGUUUCAGUGAGGUUUUGAUGUCGGUUUUGCUGCGGUGCGAUAAUGUCUACCACGUGAGAGUUCAUGACAUGAUCCACGAUAAGGUCCUGGGCUGUUUCUUGGUAACCGAUGAAGGCAUCGAGGAGGCCAUCAAGCUGGGUGUCUUCGAACAGACAUUGACAUUAAGUGUGGUCGAUUUGCGAAACACACUCAAGCCAAGAAAGCGUCCCCUGGGCAUCGCUUUCGAGUACUCAGACGUGAGGCGAUAGAGGGAGAACGAGGGUAUUGUGGAGACGGAUACCUGAAGGACUAAAAAACUAAAGAUUAAAUGAUUCCAGCAGU
Drosophila persimilis is the source of this 1773-nucleotide messenger RNA. RefSeq lists its product as uncharacterized. The coding region runs from base 1209 to 1700 and encodes 163 amino acids. The record is from RefSeq and is a predicted model, not a curated record. NCBI's taxonomy places the organism in Eukaryota, Metazoa, Arthropoda, Insecta, Diptera, Drosophilidae. The transcript has 3 exons.